AUGCGGUGUUUUGUUUUUGGUUUGCUCAUUAUUUUACAAAGCUCAACAAUAUUGACUCAAGUGUGUGUGGAAACUCAAAUGCGUUACCGAGAUGUUCCCGAGACAUACAACUACACAUAUCUGGAGGCUUACGAGAAGUCCUUCUGUCUCUUCUGGUGCACUGACACGAGGGUCGCUACGGCAGUAGCCACGAGAACUGUUCGGAAAUUGGUACCGGAGCAAGUAAAUGUAUGCUGCGAAGGUUACAUCCAAGAUGAAACAACAGACAACAACAGCAUUCACUGCAAGCCGUAUUGUUCACCCUCUUGCAUAAACGGCUACUGCAAGUCUCCAGGAGUUUGUACCUGCGACCUUGGCUACAUGCCUGACAUCUUUGAUGCACACAACUGUUCUGCCCUCUGCAUUAAAGGAUGCGAACACGGUACCUGCACAUCACCCAACACGUGCGAAUGUGAUCAAGGAUAUGAACUUAUCAACGACGUAUGCGAACCAAUCUGCUCAGACCCAUGCGAACACGGAGCUUGCGUAGCCCCAGAAACCUGUCAAUGUAUCCCUGGCUACAAGAAAUCUGAAUACAACAUAUGCGAGCCAUAUUGCUCCGGCUACACCGCAAUCGGUGAAUGUAUUGUCACGAUCACUUGUGAACCAGGCUGGGAAAAAGUAUUCAAUGGCCAAAUGGAAGUAUGCGAACCGUAUUGCUCAAAACCUUGCGAAAACAGCACGUGUGUAGCCCCGGACACUUGUGAAUGCUUGCAUGGAUACGAAAAGUCUUUCUACGAGAUACGGUCGCUGGACCAUAUUUGUCAGCCUAUAUGUUCUGGUUGUGAGCACGGUACCUGCGUAAGUCCACAAACGUGUGUUUGCGACCCUGGAUGGUACAAAAUGGAGUCAAGCGGGACAUGCCUGCCGCACUGCGAUGAGAAAUGUGAUAACGGGCGGUGCGUGGCUCCGAAUACCUGUGAAUGCCUACCGGGAUACGAAGAUAAAAAUAACACUGGGUGCGUUCCGGUCUGUGAGAAAUGUGAAGGUAGCUGCGUUGCUCCCAAUACGUGUGUUUGUGAACCCCCAGAGGAAGCGAUGCUUGUGAAUGAAGAAGGUGCGCCGUGUGAUUGUACUGAAAACUGUUCUGUUGAACCUAAUAGAUGUGAAAGAACAGUAUGUGUGCUAACUACUACAGAGAGUGUGGCUACAACUGAGCACGUGGAAGAUGUUGAAGAGACGACAAAGUCGACAAUUCUGAGUACAACUGUGGUUCCGAUAGAUUUGAACACAGUUGACAAGCCGAACAGUGAUCCUAAUGUAUUAGUAAUUGAAAAAGUAUCUUGGUAA
This is a messenger RNA of Helicoverpa armigera (cotton bollworm), 1329 nucleotides long. RefSeq names its product epidermal growth factor-like protein. Lineage: Eukaryota; Metazoa; Arthropoda; Insecta; Lepidoptera; Noctuidae. The transcript has 4 exons. Bases 1 to 1329 code for a protein of 442 amino acids. The record is from RefSeq and is a predicted model, not a curated record.